CAAGUCUUGGCGCUUUGCCUGAGUUCAUUCAGGGGCAACGCUACGGGCAACAGAGGGCUGUUGAGCUGGCCAUUCAAUGCUGAACUAAAUAAAUCUGCAUGGUUGUUACAAAACCUUCUCUGGUGCAUCCGAGUUUGUAGAAUCCCCCUCCCCCCCUUCAUGAGCACUUGCACAAUCCCUUUUUUUGUUUGAAAACCCACAGGGAAAAUGAAUCAGCGUUAGAGGUUUUCUGUUGCAGCUUCAGCAACAUCCUCUGCAGUUCUGUUGACUCUCCCUCUUCCAUCUCACCGUCUUCUCCGUCUGAUCAUGGCUCUGCCUGCUGUUGUAAUUCUGUUGGCUCUCACUUCCCUCAGUGCUGCUUUUGCACCUGACUGUAAGGACCUGGUCAAACCUUUUAUACCAGAGGACCCCAAACUGGUCUUUGGACCAUGGGUGUAUGUGAUGGGAGCUGGUGACCCUAAGCCCUACCACAAAGCACUGGAGUCUCUGAAGAGCUCCUGGAUAGAACUGUCCCCCACUUCUGACAGUCAAGUUGUGACAUUGCGUUGGGGAGAUCACUGCUUUAAUCGGUGUAUCUCUGGGGAAGUAAAUGCAACAGUCUCAGGCAUUGCCACCACAUUUCGUAAAAAUCUUUCAGACCACAAAGGACAUAUUCUACAGACUUGCUCUGACUGCCUGCUGUGGACUGACACCUUUCGAAAUGGGGACACCACCGGUAGAUACAUCCUGCAGUUCACGAGAACUGGAAAAAUAGAUCCCAAAGAUGUUGAAAUUUUCCGGAAACAAGUUGGGUGUCUGAGCUUCCCAGAGAACUUUCAUAGCUACGAUGGUAAAACAGAGCUCUGCCCCGAUGACAAAGACAGUACAGAGUGAGCAGCAAUAAAAAAGAUGGAGAGAUACAGCAACAUAAGAAUUAAGCAAAAUAUAUAUAAUGUAGUGGUUUUGUUUUGAUAGAAUUUUAUAUGUUAUGAAUGCCAGUGCAGUUCAACUGAUUAAUUAUUUUACAUAUAUACAUGAAAGAAAAUUGUGGUGUCAAACCGCUGUUUUUGUCCU
Anoplopoma fimbria (sablefish) is the source of this 1053-nucleotide messenger RNA. RefSeq lists its product as uncharacterized. Bases 307 to 873 code for a protein of 188 amino acids. The record is from RefSeq and is a predicted model, not a curated record. Lineage: Eukaryota; Metazoa; Chordata; Actinopteri; Perciformes; Anoplopomatidae. The transcript is spliced from 6 exons.